Messenger RNA from Ananas comosus (pineapple), 642 nucleotides. Its product is annotated as putative germin-like protein 9-2. Gene Ontology annotation, cellular component: cell wall. The coding region runs from base 1 to 642 and encodes 213 amino acids. Lineage: Eukaryota; Viridiplantae; Streptophyta; Magnoliopsida; Poales; Bromeliaceae. The record is from RefSeq and is a predicted model, not a curated record. Gene Ontology annotation, molecular function: manganese ion binding. The transcript has a single exon.
AUGGCAAGCAAAUGCCUAAGCCUUUCCUUUCUCAUCCCCCUCCUCGCCGUUGCGGCCCCUCUAACGGCCCUCGCUGGCGACCCCGACAUCGUCUCCAACUUUCUCCUCCCGCAGAACCUCACCGCCAGCAACAUCACGGGCGCCUUCUUCACCUUCACCGGUAUGCGCCAGAUAAUGAACGCCAACGAGCCGACAACCUUUACAGUCUUGAAAGCCACCGCUGCGGAAUUCCCUGCCCUCAACGGUCAGAGCGUCUCCUCCGCCGUGCUCAUCUACCCCCCGUCCUCCGUCAACCCACCGCACACCCACCCUCGCUCUGCAGAACUACUAUUCCUCAUCGUAGGCGCCCUCGAUGUCGGCUUCGUCGACACAACUGACAAGCUUUACACCCAAACGCUCCAGCCGGGGGACUUGUUUGUGUUUCCGAAAGGACUGGUGCAUUUCCAGUACAACCGGGGGAGCGAGUCGGCGUUGGCGGUAUCGGCUUUCGGAAGUGCGAAUGCUGGGACCGUCUCGGUCCCUGCCGCCGUGUUCGGCACCGGCAUCGACGACUGGAUUCUCGCAAAGUCGUUCAAGACCGAUGUGGCGACGAUUCAGGAAAUCAAAGCUGGACUUACACCCAAGGCCCAGGACUUGAGAUGA